AUUAUUAUUUUUUUUUUUUUUUGUGAAAACAAAUUUAUUUUAAAAUAUCACAAUUGUAAAAGUGUAGCGUACCUACUACACACUCAAAAUGGUCACUAAGUUUAUAAUGUUUGCCGCAUUAUUCGGACACUUGGCCUUUGCUUAUCCACCCAUCGAGUACAAAAGUUAUGACGCUGACCACUACGAUGCACCUAAGCCAUAUCAUUUCGAGUACGGUGUGAAAGACUUUCACACGCAUGACAUCAAAAGCCAGCACGAGGUUAGUGACGGUCACGGUAAUGUCAAAGGAUCGUACAGUCUCGUGGAACCCGACGGUUCCACCCGCCUAGUCGAGUACACAGCUGACCACGAACACGGUUUCAACGCUAUUGUCAAGAAGAUCGAUGCACCCCACCAUCAUGACGAUACUGCGGACUACCAUCAUCACGAAUCACUUCAACCAUCAUACGAACAUUCGUCGUACAAGUUUUACUGAAAUUUAUAAAACGACCAAAUAUAAAGGAAAAUGUGUUACCCAAUCGUUGCAUAUAGUUGAUGCUACGAAUUAUUUGUUUUGCAUGUUAUCUCGUACAUUGUUUAUUUUUUUUUUAUGAAUAAAACAUUUGCCAUUUUUGCU
Messenger RNA from Melanaphis sacchari, 616 nucleotides. RefSeq names its product cuticle protein 7-like. NCBI's taxonomy places the organism in Eukaryota, Metazoa, Arthropoda, Insecta, Hemiptera, Aphididae. Gene Ontology annotation, cellular component: extracellular matrix. The record is from RefSeq and is a predicted model, not a curated record. The coding region runs from base 89 to 475 and encodes 128 amino acids. The transcript is spliced from 2 exons.